This is a messenger RNA of Amyelois transitella, 4507 nucleotides long. RefSeq lists its product as uncharacterized. The coding region runs from base 125 to 4261 and encodes 1378 amino acids. NCBI's taxonomy places the organism in Eukaryota, Metazoa, Arthropoda, Insecta, Lepidoptera, Pyralidae. Gene Ontology annotation, molecular function: zinc ion binding; nucleic acid binding. The record is from RefSeq and is a predicted model, not a curated record. Gene Ontology annotation, biological process: DNA integration. The transcript has a single exon.
UCUAGAUAUAACUUGCUUGUGCGUCAGUGCAAUAAAUGCUCCGUGAUACCACACAUGUCUUUUAUUUAGCAGUGGCGACGAGGAAAAUUUAAUACUAUCGGACGAUUAAUAUUAACAUUUAAAGAUGUCGGUGGGGAAAGUGCGUGAAUUUGAUGUGAAGAAUGGCAAUUGGUGCGCGUACGUGGAUCGUUUGGAGAUGUACUUUGUGGCGAAUAAAAUAACGGACGAACUUAAAUUACCGACGUUUAUUGCACUCAUCGGUGAGCAGGCUUACGAGUUGCUAUCGACGUUAGCAAGCCCAAAGAAGCCGUCAACACUUACGUAUAAAGAAGCUGUGGAAACAUUGCGAGCACAUCUGCAACCGAAACCAUCUAUACUGGCUGAGCGGUUUAGAUUUCGGCAAAGACAACAACUAACUACAGAGACAGUAGCGGAGUAUGUAGCAGAGUUGAAGAAGAUGUCACGUUAUUGCGAAUUUGGAGCUACACUGGAGGAAAAUCUCCGAGACCAGUUUGUUUGUGGGCUUCGUAGUGAAAUAAGUAGGCAAAGAUUAUUUGCUGAGGGUAAUUUGGAUUACACAAAAGCAGUGGCAUUAGCUUGUACUCUAGAGGCAGCCGAGCGGGAUGCCGGGGCCGUUGAGAAAAAGCGUGAACAAGAAUCGGCUGAAAAUAUUCACAAAAUAGAAGAGAAGAAUUGUACAGUGUGUGGUGGUACCCAGCAUAGGGCAGUCGAGUGCCGAUACAAAGAAUUUGAAUGCAACUAUUGUAAGAAAAAAGGCCAUUUGCAAAGAAUGUGUGGGAAGAAGGCAUCAAUACAGCGGGGGCAUUACAGCUUCGGCGGUCGAAAGUCACUUCGAGGUCGCGCAAACGGCCCAGGAGUGCACAGCGGGUGGCGAAGCAGGGGCGCGGGUGCGAGCGCGGGCGGCAGGGAAGGCCGCGCGGCGCACACGCAUUGGCUGGCCGAGCGCCCCGAGCGGGCCAAGCCCGGGGACAGCGAGCACGAGGACAGCGCGGACGACUACGAGCCGAUGUAUCAAAUGUCUUUAAACAAAUAUUCGCCGGUGGGUAUGCGUAUUUUAGUUAAUAAAAAAGAAUUAAAUAUGGAAGUUGAUACGGGCUCGGCUUUAUCUUGUAUCAGUGUUAGUACUUAUAGGCAAAUGUUUAACGAAUUAAUAUUGAAACCGUGCCGUUUAAGGUUACGAUUCUAUGAUGGAUCGGUCAUACGUCCACUAGGAUAUGUGGAGGUAGUAGUAGAUUAUCGAGGAACAAAAAAACUAUUGGAUUUAUACAUUAUAGAUAAUGGCACGACUAGUUUACUUGGUAGACAGUGGAUAUCAGAAUUAAAUAUUGAAAUUCCUAAGAUUACUGUACAUCAUGUCCAAGAGAAGGAAGUAUGUAAAGUUAAGUUGUUAAAUGAUAUCAUUUACAGGCAUAAGAACCUCUUCGAUGGCACAUUGGGCAAAUAUACUGGACGUGAAGUAGAUUUACAUGUACGUGACGGCACUGAACCUGUGUUCCAUCGAGCGCGGCCCGUGCCGUACGCACUGCGGCCUCGCAUCGACGCCGAGCUCGACUCCAUGCUGAGCGCUGGCGUCAUCGAGCCGGUGGAGCGCUCGGACUGGGCAACUCCUUUGGUCAUAGUAAGGAAGGCGGAUGGCGGGAUUCGGUUAUGCGCUGAUUUCAAGGUAACACUCAACAAAUCUUUAUUGGUCGACAGAUACCCGGUUCCCAAGGUAGAUGAUCUGUUUAGUGAUCUUAGUGGAAAUAACUAUUUUACCAAAUUGGAUUUAUCACAAGCCUAUAACCAACUGGUUCUUAGCGAGGCUUCAAGAGAGUACACAGUCAUUAAUACACAUCGGGGACUCUUUAAAUAUAAUCGCCUGGUGUAUGGCCUGGCAUCUAGUCCGGGAAUCUUUCAAAAAUUUAUGACGGAUCUAUUUAAAAACGUACCAGGCGUAUUAAUAUUUUAUGAUGAUAUUUUAAUUAAAAAUAAUUCAUUAGAUUCUCAUUUAAAUUCUGUUGAACAAGUUUUUAAUAUUUUGGAAAAAAAUGGAUUAAAAAUUAAAAAAGAAAAAUGUGAGUUUAUGGUCGAACAAGUUAAAUAUUUAGGGUUCAUUAUUAAUAAAUAUGGUGUACACGUAGACUCAGAGAAAAUCAAACCAAUUUUAUCCAUGCCAUACCCAACCAAUGUAUCUGAAUUAAAAUCAUUUCUCGGCAUGGUGAAUUUUUAUGGUAAGUUUAUCAAAAAUUUAAGUUCCGUAACGCCAUUGUACGACUUACUGAAAAAGGGUAAACAUUGGAAAUGGACUAGUAGCCAUAGCAAAGUCUUUCAGCAAAUUAAGCAAUUAUUAUGUAGUACGGAGGUCUUAACUCAUUUUGACGCGGCUUUAGACAGCAUAGUGACGUGCGACGCUAGCGCCGGCGGGCUGGGCGCGAUUCUGGCGCAGCGCGGGCGCGACGGCCGCGAGCGGGCGGUCGCGUACGCGUCGCGCGCGCUCACUCAGCCCGAGCGACAUUAUAGUCAAAUACAAAAGGAAGCGCUCGCCAUUAUUUUUGCAGUGGAUAAAUUUCAUCAAUAUCUCUACGGCAGGCAAUUUAGACUACGCACUGAUCAUAAGCCGCUCGUUGCUAUUUUUGGACCGAAUACGGGAAUUCCGAACACGGCCGCUAGUCGUCUGCAACGGUGGGCGAUUAAGUUGUCAGCCUAUGAAUUUGAAAUAGAAUAUGUUCGAACAGAUAAAAAUACAGCGGAUGUUUUGUCUCGUUUAAUUAGUAAACAUAAAGAGGGGGUUAUUAGUGAAGAAACGAAAGCACCUGAACAAACUUAUUUACAUUUUGCAGUAGAUUCAUUAUUAUUAGAUUAUAAUGUUAUUAAAAGAGAAUCAGUUUUAGAUCCGUUAGUGAGCAGAGUUAUGCGAUAUGUAAACGAGGGCUGGCCCUUAGAGGAAGAGAUUAGAGAAUUAAAACCUUACUGCAAUCGGAAAAAUGAACUUUAUACCGAAUUAGGCUGUUUAAUGUGGGGUCAAAGGGUCGUUAUACCAAACUCAUGCAGGAAGAAGGUAUUAACUGAGCUUCACGAAGGUCACAUGGGUAUAGUAAAAACCAAAAGUCUGGCUCGGAGCUACGUGUGGUGGCCCGGCAUCGACGAGGCGCUGGAGACGGCGUGCCGCGCCUUCGCGGUGUGCGCGGCCGUGGCGGACGCGCCGCCCGCGCAUCCGUCGCGCGCCUGGCCGUGGCCGGAGCAGCCCUGGGCCAGACUGCACCUUGAUUUUUUGGGACCGAUAGAGGGUCUAACUUACCUUAUUAUAAUAGACGCACACUCUAAAUGGAUUGAAGCUAUUAAGAUGACAUGUACGUCUUCAUCGUCAGUCAUAAAGGUUUUACGGGAAAUAUGGGCUAGAUUUGGAAUACCGAAACAGAUAGUUAGUGAUAACGGGCCUCCAUUUUUUUCUAAGGAUUUUGAUCAAUUUUUAAAAGCUAACGGUAUUCAACAUAUUUUCUCAGCGCCCUAUCACCCCGCUUCUAAUGGAGCUGCGGAGAACGCCGUGAAAGUAUGUAAAAGAACAAUUAAAAAGGCUCUCAAAUCAAACGAUGACGUCCAUGCGGCUUUACAGCGUUUCUUGUUAGCAUACAGAAAUACAGAACACUACACCACUGGUGAAAGUCCAGCUAAAUUAUUAUUAGGGCGUAGGGUGCGCAUGCGAUUGGAUUGCCUCAAGCCGGAUCAUAGUGUGCGAGUGACGCGGGUCAGGCAGGAGCAGGCGGACGCGGCCGCCGGGGGCGUCGUGACGCGCCAGUUUGACGUCAAUGACCCAGUUUGGUUCAGAGAGUAUGGUAAGUCUAAAAAGUGGGCACCUGGUACAAUUUCACGAAACUUAGGUAACACUGAUUAUCAAAUAAGAUCUGCCAACGGAACCGAGGUACAUAGACAUGUUGACCAACUGAGAAAGAGAGUGUUAUGUGAAAUAGGCACGACCGCGAUGGAUCGUUCAUUACGAUUAACGGACGUUCGAAGUGAGCAACCCAGGGCGGUACCGCGGCGAUCUCGUCCUUCUUUAUUAUUUCCAACAGCUACGGAGGGAGGCGCCGCCAGCGGAGCGCCGGCAGCGGACCCCGAGGUCGCGCCCGCGCCACGGGAACCCAGCGAGCCCAGUGGUUCGACCGCACUUCCGGAUUUGCCCAGUGUGCCUGAGCGGAACGAUAAUGUAAAACGUGUUCCGAAACCUACUAAAAGAUAUGGAAUAGAUGAGAUUUAUCCCUAACGGUAUUUAUCACACUUUCUGUGUUUUUGUAUGUCGGAAUAUGUUGAUAGUAACAGCGUUGUACCAUAUGUUAAUUCUUUAAAGUUUAAUAUUUUUGGUUAUUAGUAAAUAUAAUUAAUUAUAUUAUCAGUUUAGUAAAUAAGGGUGGAGGUGACAAGUAUGUACCGACAUAAGUUGAUAUUGUAUUUGAAGGUAUCUAGAUAUAACUUGCUUGUGCGUCAGUGCAAUAAAUGCUCCGUGAUACCA